UUUGCAGGUCUCCGAACUCCUGGAGUGCAUUCUUGCCGAGGUGGAUGGAAAGAGACCUCUGGCGAGACUGGCACGAGUCUGCAAGUGUCUGAAAGAACCUUCGCUCAACGCACUCUAUGAAAAUGUCGACAACCUCGAAGACUUUGUCCGUUGCACAGGCGAUGAUCUCUGGGCCAAUAAGGGGAUGAACUCAGAUGAUAGGGGACAGAUUCCUCGGGUACGUUCUCUCGCUGGUGUCCAGUACCUGGAUGGAUAUCCUGACCCGGUGCCAAACCUCGACGGGUUAUGAUGGUCACGUCAAAUGCAGGGAUUUCGACGCGAAAUGACUCACGGAGACUGGAACAUCCUGGCAUCGUAUGCUGCUCGCGUCCUCAGCAUUGAGCACUCUUUCGACCGUGGUGGAUUUAACGCUGGCAUCAUGCCUGACGUCUAUCUCGCCCUCACCAAACGUCAUCCUGCAUCAGCCGACCCCCUGUUCCCGAAGCUACGCAGACUGAGGCUAACCAACCCGAACGAGAUAUUUCACCUGCCUAUGAUGCGUGCCGUCUUACUUGGUCCCGAACUUCGUCAUCUCUACAUCGAACACUGCCUUAUGUCUCCGGCACUAUUCUUUCUUGAUAAUCGUGACCAAAUCAGGUCAGGGACAUCAGAAGGCAAGGAACCCAAGCAUCGCUUAGACAAGACCUGCCCGAUGCUGGAGACAUUACAUCUUGACUUUGGUUCGUGGUGGUAUAUGCACGACGAGCCUAUUUCCCAGAUUUUCUUUACGCUCUCCCGGCUUCAGCAUCUGCGCGAUGUCAAAUGCGGACCAGUCAAUGAAGCGCUGCUAACGCUCCUUCUAAAUAAUCGUCAAAUCAACUCCUUGGAUAUUUUGGUACCUGACCAUACGUCUUGGCUUUCAACCUCAACCUCGAACCACAUCUACCGCCAUUUGCCAGCGUCCUUGACGAUGACGGCCGAUAGCUAUGAGACUAUGGAACGAGCAAUCAAGACCUUGAUCCGCACGCAUACAUGGACCAAUUCUAGCAGCUUUUCUAGCAUCAACCUCCGUUUCUCUCAGUAUCGCCCCUCUAAACCUCUCGAGCUCGUCACGGAAGCCCUGGCCUCUUGCUCUUCCGCUUCUCGUCUGACAGACGUUGAGAUCAAUCAUCCCUGCUUCUUUGAGGAAGAUGAUUUUGACCCGGACGAAGAUGGUGAUCUGCCCGCUAUCCACUACUCUGACCUCCAGCCGUUGGAGUGUCUUGGCCAUAUGACGAAACUCAGUCUCUCGUUUGGUACCAUCUCCAUACUGCGUCAGGAACCUUCUCAACUGCUGGCUCUCCUGGGGCAUUGGCCUCUGCUUAGGUCCCUUGAAGUUCACCCUUUUUCGCUGGAUGUUCCAAGACUCAUAGCCGUUUUACGACUACUGCCAGAAUUGGCAUAUCUGAACAUCGACAUCAUCGUGCAGGGUGCCGACUUCAAACGCCUUCCGCAGAAACAUGCAUAUGCUACGCUGCCGGUAAACUCCCGCAUUCGGGACUUGUCUGUUUCUCUCAAUCCAUCGUCUAGCAGCGAACUGGAUUCCUUCGCUCGCUUCUUGGCUCAUUCUCUGCCUCUUUGUCUCCCUGCAAUCGAAUUUGCAGGAGAUUGGCACCCUAGCAAGGCCGACUACUGGAACAAGGUCGCCGAAGUCGUGCGCGCGGACUCCCUUCGGUAGAAAGAGAUGACGCCCUGCUGAGUAUCGAGUAUUUUUUUUAGAAUAAGCGUAGCUACUACUAUGCACGAGUAUCCGAGUCGAAGACUUGUAUCUGGAGUUCGGAGAGAGCCGUACACCUUGUUAUGGUCCUCUGCUGACUUUUGAGUCUUCGAACAUGCUCAUUGAUGUCGCAGAGUAUCAGUGGAGGAGGAUGUUCGGACCGACCUGCCUCAAGAUCGCGAGCAGGCAGUCAUGAGGCAUUGGGUUAGGGCUCAUAGGCUCGGUACCUGUAUUCCCUGUUCGUGAACUACUAUCCCCCCGCUAUAUAACAUCAUCUUGUCGUCG
Coniophora puteana RWD-64-598 SS2 is the source of this 2020-nucleotide messenger RNA. RefSeq lists its product as uncharacterized. Lineage: Eukaryota; Fungi; Basidiomycota; Agaricomycetes; Boletales; Coniophoraceae. Bases 302 to 1696 code for a protein of 464 amino acids. The transcript has a single exon. The record is from RefSeq and is a predicted model, not a curated record.